AUGAUUGAAGAAUCAAUACUAGAGGCAGAUAAGACAGGUGUUGAGGUUCUAAGCCUUGGGCUUCUAAACCAGGGGGAGGUUUUGAAUGAGAAUGGAGAGCUUUAUGUGCAAAGAAACCCAGACCUGAAAGUAAAGGUAGUUGAUGGGAGUAGCCUCGCCGCGGUGGUCGUGCUGAAUACCAUACCAGAAGGAACAACAAAGGUUCUUCUAAAUGGCAGGCUCUCCAAGGUUGCUUAUGCUAUUAUUCAUGUUCUAUGCCAAAGAGGAAUUCAGGUCGCCACCGUGACUAUGAAAGACUAUGAGAAGCUUAAAACAAGGCUAAUCAUCAACAACAACACUGAACAUGAACAUGAACAUCUGGUUUUCUCAUCAAGUUAUGCUCAAAAGAUAUGGUUAGUGGGAGAUGGUUUGAGUAAGGCAGAACAACUUAAGGCACCAAAGGGAACAGUUUUCAUUCCUUACUCGCAAUUCCCUCCGAAGAAAGUUCGUAAAGAUUGCUUCUACCACUCCACCCCAGCAAUGAUUGUUCCCAAAUCAUUAGAGAAUAUGGACUCUUGUGAGAAUUGGUUGGCAAGGAGGGUUAUGAGUGCUUGGCGUGUAGCAGGAAUAGUGCAUGCCUUAGAAGGAUGGGGAGUAAACGAGUGUGGCCAAGCAAUGUUGAAGGUUGAAGAAAUGUGGGAAGCAACUCUCCAGCAUGGGUUUCUUCCUUUGCAAAUUAUUCCACCUUAAUUAAUUUGUUGUAACAAGACCACCUACGUACACUUCGGUCCAGCUAGCUAUUUCUACUCUCUCCCCUUCAAUAAUAAUAAUAAUAAUAAUAAUAAACAUAUACAUACAUAUAUAUAUAUAUACAUACAGAAAUUCUCCUAUGUGAGAUGGGAAUGUAACGAGUAUAUCACCUAUUAUUUAAAUUGGGCUUCAUGUACAUUUUUUUAAAAUAAUUGAGAACAACAUCAUAUAAAUUUAGUCUUUGAACAUCUAAUAUGAGCCUAAACUCGAGCCGUCAAGCCCGUGCGCACAGAUAUCUCCCACUUAACGAUCGGGUAAUUAAGUUGAGUCAAAGACCAAUGUGUAGUGGCUCCGCAUACUUAUUUGUAUAUAGUGCACAUUUACUUUAUACACAUGGAUGUAUUUUUACAUUCAAAGGUAUUAUCCGCUUUAUAGUACCUCUACAAGUAUUCUUGUCAUAAAAAUCGUGAAAGAAGAGUUGGAAUGCCCAUAAAAAUAUCCUAUAAUUGACAAUAAUUUCGAUGCAAAAAAGGCAUCCACGGCAACUUUUGAAAUGCAAUAUAUCUCUUAAUUAAGUAGGUGGCAUAAGUCAUAAAGCUAGAUCUAUGCUUUGCUCUAAUGAAUUAAAAGUAAAGGAUGGAAGUUAGGUUGAUCAUGUACCCUAAGGGGACCUAACUUAAUUAAUUGUCUUUAAGUUUUUGUUUCAAGAAUAUUAACAAUAAUAACAUGCCGUCCCAACACUUCCAUUAAUUAAAAAACAAGUAUUAAAAGUGAAAUCCCAUAGAUAAAGAUACGUGUAACCCAUGAUAACUACUUAAUUUUUAUUUUACGUUCUCCUCCAACUAGCUAGCUACAUAAAAAUAAUUUAUUUUCUCCAUAAUUUGAA
Molecule: messenger RNA, 1615 nt
Organism: Tripterygium wilfordii
Lineage: Eukaryota; Viridiplantae; Streptophyta; Magnoliopsida; Celastrales; Celastraceae
Product: very-long-chain aldehyde decarbonylase CER1-like
Exons: 5
Coding region: 1-729 (242 amino acids)
Source: RefSeq, a predicted model, not a curated record